Messenger RNA from Aplysia californica (California sea hare), 3186 nucleotides. RefSeq names its product E75 nuclear receptor. Gene Ontology annotation, biological process: regulation of DNA-templated transcription. Gene Ontology annotation, molecular function: zinc ion binding; sequence-specific DNA binding; DNA-binding transcription factor activity. The record is from RefSeq and is a predicted model, not a curated record. NCBI's taxonomy places the organism in Eukaryota, Metazoa, Mollusca, Gastropoda, Aplysiida, Aplysiidae.
GCCAAAACUGUUUAGGUUUUUGGUGUUAACUGUCGGCAUAGCAGCUUAGAGCAUACUGGUACAUAAUACAUUCCUGUCGCUAUCACCUGCUGCCUCAGUCUCAGAACCUCGUGUGUGCUCUUGAGAACUGAUUAUAACGAUAAGGCUGCGAUAACUGCGUGGCCUCGUCCCAGGUCGACACCCUUUUGUUGUCACGAAAUAUUUGCAACAGCACGAUCUGUGUGGUGAGUCUAAUGAGGUAGCCUGUCUUCCAAAGCGAUGUCGCUAUCUGGAAAAUCAAAUCGUUCUAAAAACCCUUCUCUUAAAAGGGAUUUGCUGAGUUUGGGUUGUACGUCGAGCAGUCCUGAACUGCCCGCGGAGUCCACAGAUAGAGUAAAUAAAGGACAAAAUGCUGACCCGACUCUAGAAAAUUUUUCCAAAAGACAGACUCAGUGCACCGCGUCCCCAUCGACUUCAGGACAAUCGUUAUUACAAUCAGAACAAACAAGUGAGAUCUACGACUUCUUGGAUUCCGCAUCGAGGGGUUUGCAUUCUGUUUUAACCAACCCCGAAUCGCCAUCGGAGUUAUUUGCUGCCACCAAAUCACCGGUUACACAACAGUCUGAAGUGUCAAAGUUCACUACCAGUGACACAGAUAUGGCUUUCGUCACGCCGCCAUCUAACACAUCAUGUCAUGUGACUACCUCGUACCCUACCACAAAUCAUACCCCAGCGAGUAUGCUGUUGAUGUCCUUAUCACGUGAAACGAAAAAGGGUUCUCUGUCUUCAACACCGUCUUCGAAAUCCUCAUCUUCUUCAUCGUUGCCAGCCUGUACGCUAUCACCCUCAGCAGCAUCAUGGCCCGCAUCUUCAUUGUCAUCACCGCAAUCAUUAGCAACAAUAACAACAUCAAAAAGCCGUACGAGGGAUACCGAUAUAUCUCCCUUAUCAAUGGGGGACUCUAUAACAACAGCUGCAGUAGCAGCCGAAGUAGCGACAACAUUUUCACCAAACUCUUCAACAGCGACAUCAGCAACAGCAGCAGCGACGAAGUCACCAGAAAAUGUAGAAACGGCAUCAGUAGGGGACACAGAAGAAAGCGAGUCGAUGCAAGCCCCCUUGAGAAAGCGCCGUCAUCCCCCCGAUGAGCCCACGAAGAAGAUGAUACCCAACCUCCCCCCGUGUAAAGUAUGCCGUACAAAGGCGUCGGGUUUCCACUAUGGGGCUAACACGUGCGAGGGAUGUAAGGGUUUCUUUAGGCGAGCUUUGAAAACACGCACGAUCUUCCAGUGCGUAGGAGUAAAAAACUGUGACGUCAUAGGAGUGAACAGGAAGCUGUGUGCUUAUUGUCGCUAUCAGAAAUGUCUCGCUGUGGGCAUGUCAAAGACCGCUAUCAAAAUCGGUCGCUACACUAGCGAGACUCGGUCUAGGAAUGUCCUUGAAGCAAGGCUGGCAAAACAGCAAGGCCUCGCAGCUGAUGAGAGCCCCGAAGCUGCUCAAGAGGAACAUGCCAUUGCCCCACACGCUGAUGAUGAAAAGAAUUCUUCGAACACUACUAAGUUUACCAAAAAGAGUAAGGUACAGAAAGACACAAUUCACGAGUCUUUCGUGAAUGGAACACAAGAUUUGAACAUGAACAGUUCUCAAAGCGAUGUGGCUCACGGCCCUUCUAAUCAAAAAGAAGUAUUUUCUCUGUUGUUAGCUCCUGAAAAGGACACAUUGUCCACUACUCAAUACAACUCUUUGACAUUGCUCGCUCCAGAACGUCAAGAUAGAUCAUGCACGCAUGAAGCAUCCUCAAAAAACAAAAAGGGUAUCGCUCUAGACUCGCAGCUGGUGGAUUUGUUUAAGAGUCCGUGUACCCACCAUGGCGUCUGUGGAAUUGCCCAGCCAAUCCAACAGAACGAAUUUACCACUUUCCCAACUGCAUCUCAAAACAAGUGGUCUCUAGAAGCUGAUUCGUCCCCAGGCACAUCUUCAUUUGAAUCGUGUCCCGAUCAGGACGCAAUCUCUUUGAGUCCAAUCGUUCGUCAAGAAACGGUACCUCAAGUAUCAAUUGAUUUAGCAAAUUCAGUUUCUUUGGAUUUUGCCUGCCUCCUAGAAGACGACCAGACCUGUGUCACUGAUCACGUAGACACGUCUGUCGCUCAGUCUAACGUCAGAGAGGAUAGUUCCUGGUGUUCUCCGGCCCCGGUGUAUUCUCCAUGUCAACCGUCAGCUACCCGGAGAGACGUUGCUUCUGAAGAGUCUUCUGUCCUCUCAGACAUGUCGUCUGUCUUGUUGGACCAGACACUAUACCAAACUCCUUCUUGUUCAACUGCUCUUACAGACACGAUGUACCAAAGCUCAGAACACCAUUCUGAACAUGAAGAAAACACUUUUACCCUCCCCAUUUCGAGACUGACGAAUUCCAACAUUGCUAUACCGACCGUGGGUGUCUGUGGACACGAGCAAUCAAACCCAACCGUAAACCACUGUGGUGUGUCUUUCGGGGGUGAGACUUUGGUGGAUGACUUGCUAGCAGCUUCAGAAGCGUCGUAUGAUGGUGACUGUGUACAACACACUUCGCCUGUUGCCUCUGAGAAUCAUAUUUCUUCGCCUGCUUCGACGCCAUCUCCAUCACCAUGGCAAACUAAUACUGUGACCCCUCCUUCUACUUGGUCCUCCACGGGAGGCGCACGAAGCACGAAGAGGGGGGAGUAUGACAUGAUACUGUGGAGUCCUUUGUCACUCUCAGCUGACAUGAUGCAGUUCACGCCUCAGAACUCGUCGUUACCGUUAUCACCACCAGCACAGCCAUUGUGGUCGUCAUCAUUUUCAUCUGCAUCAUCACCAGCAGCAUCUGUGGGAGCAUCACCAGGUCCAUCCACAUCGUCAUCAGCAGUUGUAUUGGCAGCAUCCGGGGAGGCGCAAAUUGAAGAUCAGGACCAGGAGCGCUUGGAGAUAGAAAGAAGUCUGAUAGAAAUUCUCAAGCAGCCUUGGGCGUUUUCCGACGAGAGGACCGUGAAAAAACACAUACAAUUGUUGGAAAGGUUUCAGAGACUGAACGCUGCCAGGUCUGAGAGCGUGGUCCGGCCAAUCUGCGGUAGUGACAACGAGCGCCUGGACAGUAUCAUCCAUGACCUGUUGGUGGCUCACAAUAAUAGCAUGCUGGUGUCUACCUACUUCCCCGAGAGCUUCAUUUUGGACAGGCAGCUGUCAUUCUUG